Alternaria alternata is the source of this 1331-nucleotide messenger RNA. RefSeq lists its product as hypothetical. The transcript has 3 exons. The record is from RefSeq and is a predicted model, not a curated record. Lineage: Eukaryota; Fungi; Ascomycota; Dothideomycetes; Pleosporales; Pleosporaceae. The coding region runs from base 174 to 908 and encodes 244 amino acids.
CGGACUGGACUGCUGGCAAGGUGCUGAAGGCCGAAGGUUCGAGCGACGGUGCGCAUAGCUGUUUUGUGCAGUAUGGCCUGAGGAGCAAUAAAGACACGUUCAAGUGGGAGAACAUGCGCUUGACGCAUAGGGACGGCUGAGUGGGCCACUAGUUAGCUGUGAUCGAUCAAUUGAUGUCUGGCGGGGCAAGUGCGGCUCUAGCUCUGAUUCCCGCUCCCGCCCUAGCGCCGUCAUACUGCCCCAUGCUGUGUCGCCAUGCCGCUACCGCUACUGUUCCUUUCGUUCUCCUCUCGCAGAGCGACAUGCCCUCGACUGGCGACAAAGGUGACGACCGCUUCGACGUGGCGCACCAGUACGGCGGUCGCCCACUUGGGGCUGCCGAUUUGCUUCGGUCUGCGCCUGCCACAAACUCUAAUCCACCCCGGAACUACCAACAGACGGUACCCAACCCAAAUUCAGGCCGUACAUACGGCAACGUCUCCUGCCCUAUGCGUCCAGAUCCCCAAGCGCCUGUUCAUAUCAUCAAGCUUCUCACCCCUGGCCCUGGUCACUCCGCCUUCAUGCUUCCCGGCGCAGGAAGGAUACACGAUGCCUCCUCUGCCAUGUCCCGAGACACGUCCAGCCAGAGUCUUGCCCUGACGCCCUCACCUUCUGAAUCCCAUGCCGCAAUACCGGGCACGUCGACAGUGGGGAGCAAAGCGGCAGACGCAAGCGACGACGAAGAUAAGGAUCCAGCCGACGCGGAUCUGUUCCUCAGACACGUGCCACAGAGCACGUUGUCUGAUUAUCAUCCGCGAAGAACCACUGGGGGUGAUUACGGGCCCUUGCGUGAGCUUGAUUCAGGAACUCGCGAUCCCUCUGAACGCAUUUCUCCCUUUGCUCAAAUUCGAAAGCUCUACAGUCAUUAAAGCAACCUGGCUGAAAUGCUCAUUUUUCGAUUUGGUGUAUGGGAAUUAUGUAUGCACGACGGUAAAUUUUGGGAUCAUGGUUGCAUUGCGGAUGUUCACAUGGCAGGAGUUGGUCUUCUAAGGUUCUAUUUGCCGCUUGGUCCGGCAUCUUUCGCAUCAUUUAACGUACUAGGCGUUUAUGGCAUACAUUGGAUAUCGAGAUACCUCUUUGCGUUAUUAAGAAUGGCGAAUUAUCACUUGGGCUGCGACGUCCCUCGCACCUUCAGUCUGUGGGCUCAAGAUGUUACAGCAUAUGGUGUGUGUAGCGAAUGAGCACUACGAAUUCCACCUCUGUUGGCAGAACUUAAUUCCUAUAGUCGGCGAUGGACUUCAAAUACUAACACAGAACUACAUGGAAAGCAAGGAAAUCAGUCAAUAGGUUGU